This is a messenger RNA of Hemicordylus capensis (graceful crag lizard), 2158 nucleotides long. It is a transcript of the gene DNAJC24, whose product is annotated as DnaJ heat shock protein family (Hsp40) member C24. Gene Ontology annotation, molecular function: ferrous iron binding; ATPase activator activity. The transcript has 5 exons. Gene Ontology annotation, biological process: positive regulation of ATP-dependent activity. Lineage: Eukaryota; Metazoa; Chordata; Lepidosauria; Squamata; Cordylidae. The record is from RefSeq and is a predicted model, not a curated record. Bases 917 to 1372 code for a protein of 151 amino acids.
UUUGUGAAACUGUUUUUUAUAACAGUUUAGAGAAUUUCUGUCAGGUGGAGGAAAUGUCUUCUAUUUCUGCCAAGAAAUGUAUCCAUUAUUAUAAGUCAUAGCUAUUUGUUUAAGUGCUUUAUUUUCCAAAAAUCCUCCACUUCCCUUGGAUCAUUGUCUCCUUGGCCCUAAAUUUCCCCUGGUGUACAGCUAAUGAGAAGCUGUCGUUAUUGUGUCAGUGCAUUACAAAGGCUUUCUCUUUCUCUGCUGUUCAUUAAUGUAAUGAUCUGUUACCCAUUGCCUGACACUGAUUGUAUUCUGUGCUGGUACUGAGGAGAGGCAUCCAAAUUGCUGUUUUCCUGAACUUAGUUGAUAAAAAGAUAGAAGUAUCUACUUUUCAAUAUUUUGUUCUUUGUUAAAUUGGGAAAUAAUUUCAUUGGAGCUUCUAUAGCAAGUUUCUCCAAGGCUACAAUCCAAAGCAUAUCUGUCAAACAGCAAGGCUGCAGUCCUUAGCAAGUAUGCAAAAAUAAAAACAAAAACCCGUUUUGCAUUAAUUGGGAUGUGCUUUUGAGCAAACAUGCUUAGGAUUCACUGUUAUUUCCAAUGGUUACAACUGAGAGAUUCAUCUACUUAGUUGUAGCUUUUGCCAGCAACAAAAGUCAGAGGCUGUGAAGUGAAUUCACAAGUUUUGUGAAAUCUAUCAUUUUUUAAUAUAUUGUUUUGCAUUGUCUACAGUACUUUUGCAGUUGGUUUCCAAGGCUUGUUUUUAAUAGUAUGAGCUUUUGAUAAGAGUUCUUAGCUUAGUUACACUGACAUUAGUGAAACUAGAUUAGAAUAAAUGCUUCCAAGCUAAGAGAUGUCACAAUUUCAGUGCUGAAAAACUGGAACACUAUGUACACUGACUUAAGAAUACUAAAAAUAAUUACCCAGUCAUGCAAUGGCUUUUGAAGAGCUAUCCAAAAAGGACUGGUACAGCAUUCUGGGUGCAGAGCCAUCAGACAACUUGACAGAACUGAAAAGGAAAUAUCAAAAACUGGUGUUACUGCAUCAUCCAGACAAACAGAGCGCAGAUGUGCCAGCAGGAGAAGUGGAGGCGCGCAUGCAGAGGUUCAUCGAAAUUGAUCGAGCGUGGAAAAUUCUAGGGAAUGAAGAGACAAAAAAAGCGUAUGACCUGCAGCGGCGUGAACAUGAAUUAACACAAGGAUGGCCAGUGGAUGCUCAGGUUUCACUCAAACAUAUGGCCUGGAAUUGCAGUAAGAGAUUAUGUGAUGAUCAGUGUUACUCUCUUGCGUGCCGAUGUGGUGGAACAUACACUGUCUGCAAAAACGAAGCUGAAGAUAUUUCACUAGUAAGCUGUGACUCUUGUUCGCUACUUAUAGAGAUUCUUCAGUGACCCAACCCUGAAGAUUUCUUUGAUUCAAGCACAUGGAGAAUGCAUAGGAUGCAUCUAGUUGGACACUCAAUAGACUGAAUAUGCUAGAGAAUACAAUGGAAGAAAAGACAUGAAGAAGAACAAAACUGAAUCCAAAGAGAAUGUUUCUAUUCUGCAUUUCCUCACUGAAGAUUCAUGCAAAUGAUGUUGUAAAUGUGCCUUUUUAUACACACGGCACAAACUGUCCCUGUCCUAGUGAAAAUUAGUUUCCUAUUUCAAAAUUUUCUUCUGUUUACUAUAUAAUUAGUGGCACUCACACAUAUGUGAAUUCUAUAUUCUGGUGCAGAGAUUACUACUUUCAGAGGAUCUCGUAUCCUGUAUCCAAGCUAAACAAUAUUAUCAAGUUACAAACUUUAAACUGAACUGUGGGCUUUAGAAAGCAGACAUGACAAAAUACAAAAAGUAGUACAGUAGUAGUUCUCCUGGAAAACAGCCCAGGGUGCGGGGAAUAACUCUGCCAUUCAUUAUGUUCAAGCAGUUAUAGUAUCAAGUGAUAAUAACCCUUGCUAAAUGAGCAAAGAGACACUAUUGAAAGAGGCGAUUCCCUUAUAUUUAGCAAGGGGAGAGCAGCGCUCUCACUCUCUCUUGCUCUCUAACCCCAGCACAACAUCCCUCCAGUGGUAGUUCCUGGUGUCUGCCUAAAUUGUCUUUUUAAAUUGUGAGUCCUUUGGGGACAGGGAACCAUCUUUAUGUGUACUGUUUUGAUAACUUUGUUGAAAGGCGAUAUAUAAAUAUUUAUUAUGAUGA